CUUGAUCCAGACGUUUCUGCUGAAAAUGUGUUUCUUGUGCUUCCUUUGUUUCUGCUGCGGGAUUGUAAAUAAGAGCUUGAGCCAAAAUGGCGGCCGCAGCCGUUGAGCUAGGAGCUACUGCGCCGCGUUUAUCCACACGCUUUUAUAAUUCAGCGCUCUUUUAUGCCUUUAUCUCCCUCUUGGAUGAUUUGUAUGCAGUCGUAGCAUUUAAGAUGAGAUCCCUGGCUACCUCGGAGGUUGCUGGAGCCCUACUGAGGGAGGUCUGGAUCAGUCCCCAUCUGCGCGGGCCCUGAGAGGGCGACCCGUCAGACGGGCAUCGGGCGAGCACCUUACAUGCCAGCAUUUUUUCUUUUAGGUUGAAUCCCCUCUCCCCGAUACUCUUUCAUUCAUCAGGAAGAGUAGAGGAUAUUUUGACCCUAGUGCGGCAGCCGGGCUGCUCCUCCACACACAGAUGAAUGAAGACCCCAUUCGGGAAGAACGCGGCCCAGAGAUCCAGAGCUGAUGCAGGGCAUGCUGGUGUCUCUGCAAAUAUGAUGAAGAAAAAGAACUCUCAUAAGAAACACAAAAGCAGCGUAGGCCCCACCAAAGCAGUGGCUCAGCCGCGGAGGAACAUCGUGGGCUGUCGCAUCCAGCACAUCUGGAAGGAGGGCAGCGGCGCGGCGUCGCAGUGGAAAGGCACCGUUCUAGACCAGGUGCCCGUCAACCCCUCGCUCUACCUGAUCAAAUACGACGGCUUCGACUGCGUCUACGGCCUGGAGCUGCAUAAAGACGAGCGCGUGCAGGGACUCGAGGUCCUGCCAGACAGACUCGCCUCGACGCGCAUCAGCGACGCUCACCUGGCCGACACCAUGAUCGGCAAAGCCGUGGAGCACAUGUUCGAGACGGAGGACGGCACUAAGAACGAGUGGAGGGGAAUGGUUCUGGCCCGGGCGCCCAUCAUGAACACGUGGUUCUACAUCACGUACGAGAAAGACCCGGUGCUCUACAUGUAUCAGCUGCUCGACGACUACAAAGACGGAGAUCUGAGGAUCAUGCCGGACUCCAACGACUCGCCCCCAGCGGAGCGUGAGCCCGGAGAGGUGGUGGACAGCCUCGUGGGGAAGCAGGUGGAAUACGCCAAAGAGGACGGCUCUAAACGAACUGGAAUGGUUAUCCAUCAGGUGGAGGCCAAGCCCUCCGUCUACUUCAUCAAGUUUGAUGACGACUUUCACAUUUACGUCUAUGACCUGGUGAAAACAUCGUAAGGCGGCGAUGGGACGCGGAGAGGGGGAGGAGUUUCACCUAACCAUGUGAUCCACACAAACGUUGUUUGCCAAAAGUUCUCUCGGAACGUUUCUCGUAACAUCUUUUGGAAACGGAACGCUGGAUAUUUCGGUGGAUUACCGCUAGUCAAGUGUCUCUCAUCGCUGUAGGAUGGACGGACAUCACAUCCCCCGACAUACACGUAGCUUCAUAUUUCAAGAGGUUCGUCUCGAGCAUUUCCCAUUCCUGUUGGUUGUUACGAAGACGUUCGUCGGGAAAAUCCCGUCUGGCCGUUCUGGGAUGUUAAAGUGUUCAUCUGUUGGACUGUUACAGCUCCGUCUCGGGUUAAAAAUUCAAGCUGGCGCCGUUCGCCGAUCCUGGAAAUGAAACGCGUGAGGCGUUUAUUCUUUCAGACGUGAGAAACACGGCGGUCCUUGAAGAAUGGGGAGCGUUCGGGACAUCCUAAACCUCGUUAAAGUGCCAGAAGGUGGAGGGCAGGAGAAGAUGUCUGUAAAUAAGACAUCUUUCUGUCCUUGACGUCUUUGAGUUGGUUGCCAGGUGUUUCAUGUUUUAUCCCUCCGUCUUCUGGUUCUCACCAGAAUUGCACACAAGAGCUCCGCUGUCAGUGAAACGCAGGCUUUUGUGGCGUGAAACCCUACCGAUUUGUUUUCAUGUAUUUUGUUUUCUUCUUUUUUUUUUAUUAUAUGUAUGUAUCAUUACCACGAGUAAACUCUAAUGCAGCUUUCAUUAUUUUAAGCACUAAGUUGUUUUACUCCCCUGUUUGUUUUCAAUGAAUGAAAAAUGUUUUUGCAUUUCAUAUUUGGAGCGUUGAUUUAACAUUGAUCUAACGUUGAUAUAACGUUUAUUUCACUUAAUUUACUUAAUGGGCUUCUUAAAAUGUAUAAAAUGCCCACUAAUUGUAUCAUAUUGCAUAGUGUGGACAUUUUCUCUUGGUGUAAAUUAAUGGGUUUUGUCUUAGCACAUGAUUUUGGCUCUUUAGCACUAAAAAUCAUACGGUUACCCAGUGCCCUGAAGUAUUUAGAGAUGUUACACAAUACUAAUCGCACAAAGUGUUUAAUCCCGUACCGGUUAGAAAACGCUGACGCAAUAACGGAGAAAGUAUUCAGGAAUUUCUUUGCAGUACCCUGUGACUUUUGCGUUGUUUUUCUUUCAUCAGCCUUGGGGAGAUUUCUCUGUCGCUUUGCCUCUCUCCUAAACAUCUGUGCCUCGAUAUUGACUUUCAUUUGUUUUAUUUUCUUUCUUUUUUUUUACGUGUGUUUUGUCUGAAGGUUUGUGUGUUCCCAUUAGACUUGUACGAAAUGACCCGAAGGCCCCCUCCGAGGAAUGUUACGUUGUUUGAAGAAGUCCUCACAGAUGCAUGUGUUUUGCAUUAUUUUGUGCUGCUUUCGGUCACAGCGUUCCUGUUUUCACACUUACAUGAAGCGUGUCUCUCGUUCUCAAGCCGCUGUCGAAUGCAUUCGAUGCACAACACUAGAAGGGUGACGCGAAGAAGUGCACAGGUCAGAUUUCACUCCAAAAUCAAAUGAAAAAGUAUUUCUUUCCAAGACAUUUAAGCACAUUUUUCUUCAAAUUGUCAUUGCCUAAUGCAAAAAUACAUUAGUGCAAAGCAACAUGUAAUACAUGUACACACACUUUUAUUAAUCACCAAAAAUCUAAAUCUUUCUCUAAUGAAUUAAUGCAUUAUUUUACUUAUAUUUUUUGACAUUACAGUAAUGACAGUAGGGAGUUUAAACAUGUUAAUUGGCUAAUAAAUGGCAGUAAAAGUGUGUAAUAUUAUGUGUUAACUGUCAUGAAUAAAAAACUAUAUAUUUAUAUAUUAGUGCUGUCAAACGAUUAAUCGGAUCCAACAUAAAAGGUUUUGUUUACAUAAUAUAUUUAUGUGUAUC
Messenger RNA from Cyprinus carpio (common carp), 3149 nucleotides. RefSeq names its product spindlin-Z. Gene Ontology annotation, biological process: gamete generation. The record is from RefSeq and is a predicted model, not a curated record. Lineage: Eukaryota; Metazoa; Chordata; Actinopteri; Cypriniformes; Cyprinidae.